Molecule: messenger RNA, 2571 nt
Organism: Magnusiomyces paraingens
Lineage: Eukaryota; Fungi; Ascomycota; Dipodascomycetes; Dipodascales; Dipodascaceae
Exons: 1
Coding region: 1-2571 (856 amino acids)
Biological process (GO): translational initiation
Cellular component (GO): eukaryotic translation initiation factor 3 complex
Molecular function (GO): translation initiation factor activity; RNA binding; translation initiation factor binding
Source: RefSeq, a predicted model, not a curated record
AUGUCGAGAUUUUUCCAGCAACUAUCAUCCAGUGAAUCUGACUCUUCUGAAGAGGAAAAGUACGAAUCCUCUUCUGAAGAAGAAUCUUCUGAAGAAGAAUCCUCCGAAGAAGAAUCUGAAGAAGAAUCUGACGAAGAUGAAAGCGAUUCCGAGAGCGACAGUGACUCGGAAAAGGGUGGCAACAAGGCUAGCUCCUUCCUUAAGUCUAAGUCUAAAUUUUUAAAGGGCGCCGAGAGUGACUCCGAAUCCGAGUCUGAAGACGAGUCCAAGCGUGUGGUCAAAUCAGCCAAGGACAAGCUUUUGGACGAAAUUGACACCAUUAUCAAGGCCAUCGACAAUGCUAAAAAGAUCAAUGACUGGAAUGCCAUCAGUACCGACUUUGACAAGCUGAUUAAGAGUGUUGAAAAGGUCACUAAGCAGUUCGGCAUUACUCCUAAGCAAUACGUCAAGGCUGUUGCCGACCUUGAAGACUUCGCCAUUGAGACUACCAAGACUCAAAAGGCUUCCAAGAAGAAGAUGAAUGCAUCCAACACUAAGGCACACUCUUCUACUACUCAGAAAGUCAAGAAGAACAACCGUACCAUUGAGAAGCUUAUUUCUUCUUACAGAGCUGACCCUGAAGCAUUCUUGAGUGCUCCCGAAGCUGCCGGUACUACUCUUGUUCAGCCCAAGAAUAUUAAGAUUACCACCUCCUUCAACGUUCCCUCCACCCAGGCUGAGGACGAUGACUCUGGCUUUACCACAGUUGGUAAGCUUUCCGGUGAUGCUUUCGCCACCCUUAUUUCUAUUGUUGAAAGCCGUGGUAAGAAGGGUGUUGAUAAGGAAAAGCAGGUUUCUGAGUUGGAGUCUCUGUUAAAGUCUACUCAGGAUACAUAUCUUCAGAUUAUUAUCCUUCUGAGACUGAUCCCUAUCAAGUUUGACCUUGCUCCCUCUGGUCAUGCUGCUCCCAUUAAUGUCUGGAAUGAGGCAAGAGAUUACACCACUCAGCUUCUGGACAUUCUUGAGAACAAUGCUUCUAAGUACCAGCUUUCUGAUUCUGCUCCUGAGCCUGAAGAUCUGGAGAAGGGUCUCCCUCCUAGAGAAGAUGGUGUCCAAGAGAUUCCCGGCAGCAUUGUUUCGCUUGUUGAGCGACUAGAUGAUGAGUUCACCAGAUCUCUUUUGGAGAUUGACCCCCACACCACUGAGUAUGUUGAUCGUCUCCGUGAUGAGAAUAGCUUGUACACCCUCAUCAUCCGAUCCCAAAUCUACCUCGAAAACACUUCUAAGGUUUCUGUCGACCAAUACGAAUCCAUCUCUCGCAUCAUUUCCAGAAGAGUCGACCACAUUUACUUCAAGCCCAAUACUGCUGUUAUUGCUGGUGAGAAGGCUGCUUGGUCUGUUCUUGAUGCUAAACUUGAUUCUAAGAUUACUCCUAGAAUUCAGGAUGAGGUUUCUGAUGAGUUCGUUAUUGAUCUUGUGAGCAGACUUUGCUCUAUUCUUUACAAGCAGCCCAACACUUUGUUCCGUACCCGUGCCAUGCUUUGCCAUAUCUACAACUUCGCCCUGAACGAUAUGUACUACAAGGCCAGAGAUCUGAUGCUCAUGUGCCAUCUCCAAACCAACAUUCACGGCAAUGAAAUCCCCAUUCUUAUUUUGUUCAACCGAACACUUAUUCAGAUUGGUCUCUGUGCUUUCAGAAAAGGUCUUAUUGCCGAGUGCCAGCAAACUCUUUCCGAUGUCAUUCUAUCUCCCCGAUUAAAGGAGCUUCUGGGUCAGGGUGUCGCUAAGGCUUCCACCACCACAACCACAGAAGGAAAGCAGAGAAUGCUGCCCUUCCACAUGCACAUCAACUUGGAGUUUUUGGAGUGCAUCAACCUCACUGCUUCUCUUCUUAUUGAGAUUCCUGCCAUUGCUGCUUCCGAGAACCAAAUCGACGGCAAGAAGGUUGUUUCCAGAAACUUCAGAAGAAUGCUCGACAACAGCUCUAGACAGGUCUUCACUGGCCCCCCAGAGAACACCCGUGACCAUAUUAUGCACGCCGCCCGUGCUCUCUUGGACUGUGAGUGGACCAAGGCUCGCGAUUUACUGAACACAAUCAAGAUCUGGAAUCUUCUUCCUAAGCCCGAGGAAAUAAAGGCCAUGCUUGCUGAGAAGCUCCAAGUCGAGGGUCUCCGAACAUAUCUUUUCCGAUAUGGCUCUACCUACCAGUCUCUUUCUUUCUCCAUACUUUCUACUUUGUUUGAUCUUCCUGAAAGACGUGUCUACGCUAUCAUUUCCAAGAUGAUUGCUAACGAGGAGAUUGAUGCUGCUCUUGACCAGAAGACCGACUCUGUUAUUUUCAGACAAGGCGUCGAUCUUUCUCGCCUCCAAACACUGGCUCUUUCUCUUUCUGAGAAGGCUGUCCAGCUUGUGGAGAGAAAUGAGCGUCUUGCUGCCGGUGGCCACCAGCUCACUGAAACCACAAAGACUGCUUCUAACGCCACCCCUAACUCCAACUCUAAUGCCAACUCCAAUAACACCCAGUCUAGACAAUCCGCUGGUGGCAGAAAUGACAAUAGACGUGGACAGCAGGGCCAGGGUAAGCAACGUUAG